Messenger RNA from Thamnophis sirtalis, 1055 nucleotides. Lineage: Eukaryota; Metazoa; Chordata; Lepidosauria; Squamata; Natricidae. The record is from RefSeq and is a predicted model, not a curated record.
AUUCAGCAGGAAACCCAUGAUUUCCUGACAUACAGCAAACUGGAGAAAAUAAAGGGGUUGCAUGAAAUAAAAAGAACAAGAGACACAGGGAGAGAGAAGGAGGGAGUCCUUCCGUGAAUUUGUUCCAGUUUCCCCUUUCUCUUUGGAAAUGCGAUGGAGAAAUGGAAUGGAUUUAGCACGAAUCCCUGAUUUUUCGGGCCAAAACAGAGCAGAAGAACAGACAUUCAGCUCCUCCGAUUGCUGCUAUUUUUAAGCCGUGCGAAAUACCACCGUCUCUGUAUGCAAGAUGAAGAUUUCCUGACUCGAACUACGAAUGACACGCGUGUCGGUGGUCUAUUUAUUCCUUCACAUGGUUCUCUGCGGCUUGAAAAGGUCAAGUGUACAAACUGAAGUUAUGAUUUCCUGAUUGUCUGCCAUGCGGCAACCACAAUAGCAAUAACAACAACAAAAACAACUCAUUUAAGAAGAAGCCUGCUAUCGACCACUGAAAUUCUCCUUUGGGAUCUGUGCUCUUUCGGGUGUGCGUGCAAAAGCUGGAAGGAAAAAGAAGGAAAGCAGGAACCACCAGCAUGAGUGGCAAAGAAGAGCCCGGCUACUCAGAUAGCAGCGUGAAGAAGAUGCUCAAGUGUGUGGUGAUUGGUGACGGAGCUGUUGGGAAGACCUGCCUGCUGAUGAGUUACGCCAAUGAUGCGUUUCCAGAAGAAUAUGUACCAACAGUGUUUGACCACUAUGCAGUUACUGUGACAGUUGGAGGCAGGCAACAUUUGCUUGGACUUUAUGACACAGCAGGACAGGAGGACUACAAUCAACUGAGACCCCUCUCCUACCCCAACACAGAUGUGUUUUUGAUCUGUUUCUCUGUGGUAAACCCUGCUUCCUAUCACAAUGUCCAAGAGGAAUGGGUUCCAGAAUUGAAAGUCUGCAUGCCACAUGUGCCUUAUGUUCUGAUAGGAACACAGAUUGACCUUCGAGAUGACCCCAAAACUUUGGCUCGGUUAUUAUACAUGAAAGAGAAGCCCCUGACUUAUGAACAUGGCAUCAAAUUGGCCAAAGAG